This is a messenger RNA of Microstroma glucosiphilum, 3820 nucleotides long. RefSeq lists its product as hypothetical. The record is from RefSeq and is a predicted model, not a curated record. The transcript has a single exon. Bases 134 to 3760 code for a protein of 1208 amino acids. Lineage: Eukaryota; Fungi; Basidiomycota; Exobasidiomycetes; Microstromatales; Microstromataceae.
CCACUCCUUCCCAAUACAAAGCCAUACUCAGCCUACCUUUGCCUUCUAAUCCAACAUCAUCCCUAUCCGGCUUGAGAGUCUCGUGAGAAGAUAGCAAGGUACUAGCAGUCUCCUGUCUGGUCAUGCCUCCUCGAUGAGCAGUCAGGCUGGCAGCGAGAGCGGCAGCAGUAACGACGAAGACAGCAUCCUAGGCCAGGUGCAGCGCGAGGCAGGCUCCAGCCGCUCAAGGCUCCAAAGCAAUGGCCAAGCGCAAGACCCACCAAACGACCACGACUCAGACGAACAUACCGAAAAUGAGGAUUCUGCCACUACUGGCUCCUCCGACGUCGGACCUGAUGCCAUUGAUCUGGCCAAGUACAGGGAGCGGCUGGCUGCUCAUGCUCAGGACGUGUGGAGACACUUCCACAAGCCCAAGCGCCUGCGACUGGCUUUUCGUAAAGACUGUUCUGCGUUGCAGACCAACAGCAUGGAGGCAGCGCACCUCGAGAGUGAUUCCAACGAGGCAUCCUCAACGACCGCGGCAGAGCGCGUAUCACCUCUCGGAUGGACAGAAGCAGAGCAGAGUGCCUUCUUCCCUUCGCUGGCCCGACAUUCGCGUCUACGUCCCGAUCUCAUCAGUGAUGACCUGGAUGGCACAAAGACGGCUGCACAGGUGUCUCAUUACAUCUCGCUCCUAGAGGCCGCUACGCAGCGGCUGGUCCGUUCUGAUCACUACCGCCAAUCGGGGCCACGCAGGAUCAGAGCUCUGCCGUCUGCAAAGGAAGUACCCGCCCACUGGACGGCUCUCGAGGCUGAGGCUGCUCGACAGCUCGAUGCAGACGAUGGUACUCCUCAUCAACCUGUUGUCGAGAACAAGAUCAGACAAAAGACCGGCCAGAGAGGUGGCAUGAGCCACACCCCACCCGUACCUUGGGAUAGCCAAGUGCUCAAUGCUUUGCUCUUCCUUCGGCAACAAGCAGUCAAGUCUGGUCAGCGUGGCACAACGGCCCAAAUUGAGCUCAAGAAGCGAGGUACAUUGCCCUCACGGGUCUCCACCUUUACAUUUGGCGAACUGCUCCACACGAUGAUCUACCGCGCUCGAACUGAUAAGAAGGCCAAGGGAGAGGGCAACGCCGCAUGGAUGAGGUACUCCCAGACCCACCCUGUCCCGCCUCUGCCGAAGCCAAAGAGGUUGGCAGGAGCUCAGAGAUCAAAAAUGUUGCCUCCAACAGGCAGAGAGGCAGACGCAAGGGAUGCAGAGGCAACUGCAAUUGAGGAGGCGGAUGAUAUCGAAAGCGCCCACGGUGGAGUUGCCUACCGCCUCAUCUUGCGAGCGAUCGAGCUCGGCUUUCUCUUACGGGCCACCCCUGUCAAGAAGCCAUCUGACAAAGACAAAGAUGACCUCAUGCCUCGUUUUUAUCUACACCUGGCCCGGGAUGGCACAGGCAUUAGACACAAGCGACAUCGAGAAAUUUCUUCAGACGCACCUGCCCCCUUGCCGCACAAAGUCCUUCGCCAGACACACCUCGUAUGGGCUGACAAGCUGCCUGUACAUCUUUUGCACGAGAGCGGAGCAAGAGAGCUAGCUCGACAAGCGCGUACGGCAGAAGAGAAGCUUCGUGAGGGGAAGAAAGCUGCAUUGGACCGAAUCCUAUCGUCUGUCAGUAUUGAGGAGGGAUACUGGCUGGCAACUCUGCUGCAGCCAACUAGUUCGGGCUCGAUACUUCCAGAGCGAACGAACAAAGACCAGGAGAGCAUUGCUGGCGUGGAUGCCCUCGCCAGUCUAUCGAGCAAAGAUCGGAAUAGAGUUCGCAUGCGCAUCAAGCGCUACGAAGCCAAGUACGGCCCAUUGCAGUCGGACGCCGUCUCGAACUUCUUAGUCCCUCCCAUGCGGAAAGGGACCCGACUGCCUCGUGUCGGUAUGAGAGGCGUGCAGGAGCGCAAGGGCGAGAAGAGCAGCAUUCUGGAACCCUUUCGGGAUGUCAUCUACGCUCUGCCUCCUGAGGAGAGGGCCACUGCUAGGAGUAGGAUCCGAACCAGGAUUGUCAGAUGGGGACUGGAGGCUGCACUGAGUGCUGGGUUCGAUGCUUGGAGUGAUGGCAUUACCUCUGGGAAGCGAGCUGUGCCAAGGCAAGCAUCUAUGACCCCAGGAGGUACAGAAACGAUUAGACAGGGUGAAAAUGAAGCGCAGCCGGCGGCCUCAGCAUCGUCUCCGAGCAGGUCCGAUGCCAAUACCGCUGCUUUUGCCGAAGAUACUCCCAUUCCGAGCAAUGGCGGCACUGUGUACGACCCUUCCACCACCAACAAUGCUCAAGACGACAUUAGCUUCAGCGACAAGAGGGCAGAUCGCUUCCGCCAGAUCGGCGUCUCUCGGCAGGACAUCACCAGCCGACUCGCCGAGCUCGCGGGAGAAACCAUGUUCCAGACUCUCAACCUGCAUGGGCUCUUCCAUCACCUACAGGUCAUGAAUAGUAAGACGAGGUGUCUCACAGGGGAAGAGGCAGAGGUGGAACGGCCGGAAAAGAUCGUUGCUACAAAGCUGGACGUACUACGACUGCUUCCGGAUCUAGGCGCAAAGCUUCGCUCCUUUGUUGAGCAGGUCGCACAUGGUGCAGCGCGACAAGCCGAGCAAGAUGCAAAGACAUUCAUCGGCGCAGCUGAGGUGAGACAAAUGCUCCGCGAGCGGGAUCAAGUCACAAGCGUCGCUGAGAUGCGCAAGCGUGAGCGCGAAGCUGUUCAAGGAAUCCCACGAGCUCUAACGGAGGACGAACGCCAGGAGGCUUCGGCCAACAUGGAGCGAGACCCACCGGUAGACUGGCAGAGCAAGCCGCAUCUCAUGGCCGACGAAGAGUACAGCUCGUUCGGCGGUCCCGCCCAACAGGACAAGUCUACCUCAAGAGCUCUCACCACCCUCUCUUCCCUCGGCAAGCGCAAGAAGCGGGGCUCGUCGGACCCUAUCGCAACAGCCAGUCUGGAUGAGGAAGAAGAAGAUGGAGAAGCAGAGCUGUUCGAGUCCAAUGCCGAAGCGGCCGAGGUUCAGGCGGUCCGCUCCAUAUGGGCCUCCUCCUCCUCCUUCUUCAGCAGCAGCAGUUCCUCACGCCGUCAAACAGACAGAGACGACGAGAGAAUCCCGCCGAUGUGGCGCGGCUUCUACUGGCCCAACAGGACGAGGAUGGCUCACGGUGGGAAAAGCAACGACUCUCCUACCGACUCCGACAAUGUCGAGAGCGACACCUCAGACCGGGCCUCUUCCAGAGCCUCUGAGGCAGUGCUAGACUCGGAAGCCGAAUCUGAGAAGUGGUGGGAAGGAUUGGCCAGGCAGGAUGAGCAGCGGGAUGCGCGUGCGUUGCGGGAGGAGUGGGAGAAGUGGUUUGGUGGGAAAGUGAAAUCGUCUGCGCUUGCUCCCGCACCUGCUUGUGGGUCGACAGAGGCGGCCAGGAGUGCACAAGAACACGAGGUCGUUGGAGGAGGACAGGAUGCGGACGGAGACGGAGGCGAGGACGGAGAGGAAGAGGAGGAGGAAGAGGAAGAAGAAGACGAUGACGGCGAUGGUAAAGGGAGCGAUGCUAUCCCUGACUGGUUGCAGGAGAUGAUGGACGCAAAGAAGCAUCGCAAAGGCUCUGCAGAGGGGGGACAAAAGGAGGGCGAUAAGUCGUCGGGCCACCGCUCGCUUGCUGAAGGCGAAGACGGGGACGGAGACGGAGAGGGUGACGAAGAUCCAGAUGCGCAGGAUGUCGAAAACGAGGAUGAUGGUGAUGAUGUUGAGAUGGGCGAGGACUAGAGCACCUCAGCUCGUGAAUAGCAGUAAUACAACAGUCGGUCAAUACCAAAAGCUUCACCG